UUUUGCAACACAAACCAAUCUAGAUCAUGUAGAUCUACUUGAAUUUUUUAGAUUUAUGCUGUAUACUACUAGAUCUAGAUAGAUCUAGAUUCUAGGACAAUCUAGGUUAACUGUAUAAAAUAGGUAACUAGACCUAGGUAGGUUUAGUUAUUACAGCUAGAUCCAGACAUACUUAUACUUUCAGAUUUGAUGGAAACCUUAUAGUAAUGAGUUAUCUACUUCCGACCUUGACAUCUAAGAAAGAAAUAGAUAAAGCUAUUAAAGAAACUGAAGAUGUUGUUUUAGUAUUGAGGUUUGGGCGAGAUACAGACUCAAGUUGUCUACAAUUAGAUGAUAUUCUAUCCAAAACAGCAGAGGAUCUUGUCAAUAUGGCUGCUAUCUACUUAGUGGAUGUUGAUAAAGUGCCUGUUUACAAACAGUAUUUUGACAUUUCACUCAUUCCAUCAACAAUUUUCUUUUUCAAUGGCCAGCACAUCAAAGUAGAUUGGGGAAGUCCAGAUCAUACAAAAUUUGUUGGUAGUUUCAAGCACAAGCAAGAUUUUAUAGAUGUUGUUGAAGUUAUUUACAGAGGAGCUAUGAAAGGAAAGGUUAUGAUCACAAGCCCACUAGAUCCACAAAAUAUCCCAAAAUAUCAUUUAAUCUACAAAGAUAUAUAGAAUCAACUAUAAAGAAGGCUAUGUGCUUUCUUGAAAACUUUAGAGGAACCAGUUCACUCCUAAGGUUUGAAAUACUUUCAGUGUCAUGUUCAGAUUUUGGGCACCAUGUCCUAAAUUGUGCCGAUGUGCUGAAAACUCAACUCAAACUCGGAUUAUAAACAGCUAAAAGGUUUUAAAAGAAAAUCCUGAGGAAAACAUCUAGAGAUGAUCAUUAGGCCGUUUGUACCACAUAGAUCAUUGAUGAUAAGAUAGCCUUUGUUGUUUAACAACUAGUGGCUUUCAAUAAAGCUCUUAACUUUGAUUGUUGCAAGACACACUUUAACUUCUAGUUUAAAAAAAAAAAAAAAAAACUAGCAUUACAGUAAAAUAUAUUAAUGUUGGUUUAAAAAAUGUCAUUUUGGUGUGGUGAUGUACUGCAAUAAAAUUUCAGAAAUUUAUUUUAAAUACUUUCUCAGUUCUUUAAGCAUUUAUUUUGUGACUAACACAAAAGCUUUUUUGAGUUUCUAUAAAGAUAAACAAAAUUUACCCCUAUAAAAUUAUAAAUGAAAAGACUUCAGGGCACAAAGGAGUGGAAAACAAUGAACACUUAUACUUUCAUUCACAGUAACCGUGACUCAUUUUGUUUUUCAUGGGUCUGAACAAGAGAGUAAUGUUUUGACUAAUUUUUAGAAUUGCAUUUUUGCUAUUGUAUUUUUAUUUUUGUUAAAUGAUGAUUAAAUACUAAAUACAGAAAUAAAACAAAAUCAAUAAAAA
Biomphalaria glabrata is the source of this 1409-nucleotide messenger RNA. Its product is annotated as thioredoxin-like protein 4B. Gene Ontology annotation, biological process: mRNA splicing, via spliceosome. Bases 207 to 656 code for a protein of 149 amino acids. The record is from RefSeq and is a predicted model, not a curated record. NCBI's taxonomy places the organism in Eukaryota, Metazoa, Mollusca, Gastropoda, Planorbidae. The transcript is spliced from 4 exons. Gene Ontology annotation, cellular component: U4/U6 x U5 tri-snRNP complex; spliceosomal complex; U5 snRNP.